AUGGAAGGAAACAACGCGACAGCCUUGUCUAGUAAAAAUCUAGACACCAGCACCGAUGCCCAAGAAGCUACGGGGAUUCUUCAGAAUGAAGCAACCCAAGUCUCGGCCGAUGACACCGUCGGAAGUAUUCGUGACCCAGAACCAGCAACAGAACCUAGUCCAGCAGCUGACAAGGCUCACGCGGGAAGUAGAGCAGCUGAAGUCACAGGUGGUCCAACAGACUGCAGUGACCCCCAAAUGCAGAGCCAGCUGAUCAAAGAGUUACAGAAGUACAUAACGCUGAACAAAGUCCGCCUGUGUCUCACGGAUAAAUUAGAGCACAUGAAAAAGACCCUAAGAAACCCGCCGCCAAGACACGGGUGCUCCGGCCCCAGGGUCUGA
Messenger RNA from Sphaeroforma arctica JP610, 381 nucleotides. RefSeq lists its product as hypothetical. The coding region runs from base 1 to 381 and encodes 126 amino acids. NCBI's taxonomy places the organism in Eukaryota, Ichthyosporea, Ichthyophonida. The record is from RefSeq and is a predicted model, not a curated record. The transcript has a single exon.